CUCAGACACUUCUAGAAGCUCAUCAUCUUGGAAGAAUGGCUCCUAAAAAAGCUGAACCAAAAAAGGAGGCAGCAAAACCAGCGCCUCCUCCUGAACCAGAGAAACCCAAAGAGCCUCAAUUUGACCCCAAAAGCAUUAAGGUUGAGUUUACAGCGGAUCAGAUUGAAGAAUUUAAAGAGGCCUUCAUGCUCUUCGACAGAACCACAUCUGGUGAAAUGAAGAUCACUUAUGCCCAGUGUGGUGAUGUCAUGAGGGCGUUGGGUCAGAAUCCUACAAAUGCAGAGGUGCUCAAAGUACUUGGCAAACCCAAACCUGAGGAAAUGAAAACCAAGCUGAUUGACUUUGAGACUUUUCUGCCUAUGUUCCAACACGUGUCCAGGUCCAAAGAUCAAGGCACUUUUGAGGACUUUGUUGAGGGACUGCGAGUGUUUGACAAAGAAGGAAACGGCACUGUAAUGGGUGCCGAACUUCGCCAUGUACUUGCAACGCUGGGUGAGAAAAUGACAGAAUCAGAGGUAGAACAGCUCAUGGCAGGACAGGAAGAUGGAAACGGCUGCGUCAACUAUGAAGCGUUUGUUAAACACAUCAUGGAUGGAUAAACGAAAGAGCUCAGAUCAGGCAAUACUGUCUUCUGCAGUUAUCAACAGUCCUUCAGCCCAGCUCUAUGUUCUCUAUUGCCCUUGAACUAGUUUUCCUGUACAGUAUAAGAUUCUGUCUUUGCUAUUCUUUUUGCAACAUUAGGCUAAACUAAGCAAAUCCUCUGAAAGGUAUAUGUUGAUAUUGAAUGCAUUUACUUCCAAAUAUAUCAGGGUAAUGAACUGCUUGUAACAUGACCCACAUACACUGAUGUCAAUGAUUUGUUUCGUGUCAGUGCACAUCCACAAGGUUUAAAACUCACUGUCAGUCGGUAUAAAAAAAUAAAUAAACAUCAAAAUUAAAACGGACCUUACCUCAGCUUCCUCAAUUAAAGCUGCAUCUUCUUAUCAAGACACAGCUGCAGCCAGAAAACCCUGAGUGUGAACAUGUUACAUGUGUAAAACAUUUAUGUGGCUUAUAUUCUUUGACAUUUCUUAGAUUCUAAGUGUUUACAUCAUAAAUGUGAUGUGAUAUAGAUGGAGUAAACCAAAAUAUAACACA
Carassius auratus (goldfish) is the source of this 1137-nucleotide messenger RNA. RefSeq names its product myosin light chain 4-like. The record is from RefSeq and is a predicted model, not a curated record. NCBI's taxonomy places the organism in Eukaryota, Metazoa, Chordata, Actinopteri, Cypriniformes, Cyprinidae. Gene Ontology annotation, cellular component: myosin II complex. The transcript is spliced from 7 exons. The coding region runs from base 36 to 599 and encodes 187 amino acids. Gene Ontology annotation, molecular function: calcium ion binding.